GGCCACCGUACAGGGGGCUGAUAGAGGAUGAGCGUGUCUACCUCGUUUCAAGCCCGCGAAGAAGAAGUCGCCCUGCGCUCUCAUCAGUGAGCGACAAAAAAUGGCUGCCUGUGGGCUCCUCCGCUCCCUGUCUUCUAACUUUGUUACGACUCUGCCUUUACUCGCUCGCUCGGCACCACUUUGCCCGUUGCAGUAUGUCUCUAGAGCUUGUUUUAGAAGAACUCUGGCGUCUUCUAGCCGGUUAUUAGCAGGUACUCCGCUGUCUUUGGUUGUGUUUUAGCAUGUUUGCUAAGUGUUUUGGGGUUGGAGGACUCUGGAGAUCACGGCGCUGCUGUGGGUCUGAUUGUGUUUCUUAUGGUCCACAGACGCUCCUGAGGUCACCGCAUAUAUAAAAGUCUUAUCAAGGAGCUCUUUGUGUUCUGAGUUGUUUGUGUUUUUGCAGCUCUAAAGUUUACAGACAAGCACGAAUGGAUCCGAGUGGAGGACGAUGGCAUUGGGACUGUCGGUAUAAGCAACUUUGCUCAGGUCGGUAACGCAGCUCUCUCUCUCUCUCUCUUUCUCUCUCUCUCUCUCUCUCACACACACACACACACACACACACACACACACACACACACACACACACACACAUAUCUCUUACUUUUAUGAAAAGUGACUUGUCAGCAUAAUGUAUUACUUUUGCCACUUCCUUUGACCUUGUGUUUCUAAACUUUCAGGAGGCUCUUGGAGAUGUAGUUUACUGUGGACUUCCAGAGGUGGGGACACAGCUGGCUCAACAAGGUAUAAAGUUCAGGGGUAUUAUUCAUGCUUUAAGGGCACCACACCGCAGGAUUUGUAGAUUUGAAGGUUAUUUCACAAUUGUCUCCAGGUUUCCAGUAACCUCUUUCCAGGGUAUAUCCCCACUUGAGUUUCCCUUUGGGGAUCAAUAAAGAUCUUUUUUUUCUUCGUACCUUGGGCUGAAUCAAAUCAAAUUUUAUUUAUAUAGCACUUUUAAUGCAAAAACAAGUUUAUAUGUUAAAAAACAGUUUCCCUCCCCUCACAUCCAUCCUCCUGAGACCCCACCCUAGCACACACACAUAGAUAAUGCAAUCUUAAAAGCAGGUGGCUGAGUACAGAGGAGCCAGGUCAGGAAACACCAGGAGGCUGACUGCCCCGGAGGCUGCUUUUGGCCCAGGGCUGGGACACCUCCACCCAGGCGCACACCCUGCUACAGGCCAGUAAGGGGCCCACAGCAGCAAGGACUGCUGUAGACCCCCACCUGGUUGAGCUGAGUGCACACCACGGGGCAGAGAAAUCCCAGACAGAGCCAGUCACAGCCUCCGGUGCAGGUGGCCUCCACUGAGGAAACACUGGAGAAACGGAAUAAAAACAUAAACUACAUUGGCUAAGAACAUCAAACUAAAUAAAAUUAUGAAAUACUCAUAAAUAGCUAAAAUAUCAUUUAAAAAUGAGUAAAUAAAUAGAAUAAACAUAACAUGUAAAUGAGGACUAAAAUGUGUAAAAAACAUAUACACCUAACCAACCACAGCAGGUUAUGUACAUGAGGUGCUUACAAACUGCCAUGUCAAAAUAUUAUAUUUACGUGAUAUGGUUGGACAGUCACUGCACUUAUUAUCCCCCCUAAGAGGGAGCAACAGAGAUCAGUUUGGAGAAAACUCCACCCAUGGAUCAGUAGAUGCAGUCAUUGAGGAGUCCUGAGGUGAUGCCUCAUCUUCCUGCAUAGUUUCACAAGUAAAAAUUUGAAUGAUUUACUGAUUGUGCUGUCAUCAUUCUUUAAUAGUCCUUUUUCCCCCACAUUAUUUUUGGAUUUUUUUCAACCUCUAUAUCUCUUGAAUUCCAUAGCACGGCCUGACUUUGUGAAACAUGACAUUAUGCUGAUAACAAACUUGUUCACGUCAGUCACUGGGCGUUAUAUACUGCCCGUUUAUGUGAAUGUGCUCAUGAUUACUCUGGCUUGGUUUAUCUGGUCGAUACCCAGCGUGUAUCUGGUGUUGUAGUAUAGGCAUUGGGUUUGUGUCCUUUGAUUAAUGAAGUUGUAUUCCAGCACUCUUGUGAAAGACAUUUGUCCUCACAGAUGAGUUUGGAGCUCUGGAAAGUGUGAAGGCAGCCAGUGAGCUCUACUCGCCAUUGACUGGAGAAGUUGUUGAGGUCAACGCACUGCUGGCAGACAAACCUGGACUGGUCAAUAAAUCUUGCUACAAAGAUGGUAAGCACAAGAAUAGACUCAAGUCCAGUCUGUGUAAGUUGUUUAAGAUUGAGUGUAGUUUUCUGAUGAUUUUGACUACAUUUUAUUUUUUUUUAUUGUCACAGUUUGUGAAGUGAAACUAGUCUGUGUUUACCUCCUAAAAACUUUUAACUUUAACCAGCAUUGGUUUUUUGAGCCGAAUCAAAGAUUUGAGUCUUUGUAUCAAAUAGUUUCAAUAAUUACAGAAACAUUUUUAUUGCUAAUAAUUUCUCCCUUGUACUUGUAAAAAUCCUGACAUUUAGCACAAUUGUAAAUGUACAUCUGUAUGCUUCAAACUGUUUUGUCUUGAUCUUUACUUCCCAUAUUUUUAUGAACUUACAACACAACAUGUUGAACAGUAGAUGGCAGUAAUGCCACAUCAAAUAUGAGACAGUCACUGUAGAAGAGCUGAGAUGAAACCAUUAAUGUAAUACUGUCUGUUCUGCUUGAUAGAUCAAAUAACUACUGUUUUUAUUUACACCGUAUACUGGCAUUUUAUAUUAGCUGACAUGUUUUUCCCUCCCAAAUUUUUUACAAGUUUCCUUAAUUUUUCAAAGUAACAAUGUCAUUUAGGAGAUGCUUUUGUCCAUAGCAGUAUACAUUUGUCAUCAAGACUUAAAACUAGGCCUACAUUGUCAACACCCACAUUGGACAGUCUGCCGCCGAUGGUAGCUAGGUUAAAAUUGUAACUUGUGAUAAAUGUCAUGGAGCAUAAAAAACACCUUUUUUAAUAACUGAACAUGAUUUUCACCUUCUCAAUACAGGUUGGCUGAUGAAGAUGACCAUUUCUAACCCUGCUGAGCUUGACGCUCUUAUGGAUGAAGCAGCCUAUGAGAGAUACAUUCGCUCCAUUGAAGACUAACAUAAAACUCUCCUUUUAAGACCGCUCCUUUUCUAUCACAACUGGCAGGGAAAUCCACAAGUAGUGCCUGUGUCAGUUACAGAGCUAUGCUAAGCAUUCACCAGUGGAGUUAAGCAGUUACAGGUGGCCGGCAAACCAGUUUUAUAUAGCAAUAAAUGCUAGAUAUCCUUUAUUCAUUGUUAAAAAUUGACUUUAGAGGACUGUCCAUCUGCACUGAUGAAACAUCCAAGUGGUUGCAACCUCAAAACCCUUAGAAAAAAGAUUGAACCUCAGUAAGGAAAAAUCCUGAGCAUUUCAAUCAGAAGAAAGUCCUUCUGACUUCCUCUGAUGAAUUAAGGAUCAGAAGAAAAUGUGAAUUCCUUUUGUGGGACAUUAUUAGACUGAAAAAGCACUUUUAUGUUACGGUAUUAACAGUAAUGUUGGUCUGCGCUGCAUGAGUGACAGUUACACUGUAGAUACGGGACAUGUAAAUAAACAUUUCCUGAAGCAUUU
Molecule: messenger RNA, 3578 nt
Organism: Xyrichtys novacula (pearly razorfish)
Lineage: Eukaryota; Metazoa; Chordata; Actinopteri; Labriformes; Labridae
Source: the annotation of a GenBank genome assembly